AUGGCAGCCAAUGAUAACUAUCAUCCACGAGGCCGAAAUAAUGUGAAAAAAGGAGGUAAGCUUGAAGUAGAUGCUUUGACUAUGUUAGCCAGUUCUGUGCAUGCACUAACAAGCAGGUUUGAUAAGUUCCAAGCUGGAACUUCUACUAGCCCCCAGGAAGUUUGUCAAACGUGUAAUGUGCAGGGCCAUAUCGCACCAAAUUGCCCGCAGAACCCGAGUGAGAUGUCCAUCGAACAAGCCAAUGCUCUCUACUCCUCAAAUCCCAAAAAUCCUUAUGAUCCCUACUCAAAUUCCUAUAAUGAAGGUUGGAAACACCAUCCAAACUUAUCAUACAAGAACACCCAAGCACAGCAAAAUCCAUCACCACCACCCCAACCCAACAACUACAACCAACCACUACCCGGUUUCCAACAAAGACCAUCCAUGAACCAACAACCAAUGCAACCACAACCCCAAAAAUCUAGCCUUGAAGUGAUAAUAGAGAGCUUCAUUACCAAAACCAAUAGUGCUAUCCAACAACAAGGUAACUCCAUCCAACAGUUGCAAGCCCAUAGUAAGCUCAUGGAAAGCCAAAUAAGCCAACUUUCACAACAGGUGAGUCGCCUAUCAACUCUUCAAGAUCAAGCAAAGGUUCAAAAAGAACAAUGCAAUGCUGUUUUCUUGAGAAGAAAUGAAGCCUUUCCAAGGCAAAUUGUUGAGAAGAUGUGCAGUGAGGAGUCUAGAAAAGACGAAAAGGGCAAAGAUGUUCAAAGCUCCAAAUAUGUGGCUCCACCGGCUUAUGAGGAACCGAUGCCUUUCCCGCAGUGUUCAAAUGCCUCAAUUUGCAAUUUUGUAAAGAAUAUCAAAGAUCAACAAGAGGAUAAGGAAGUAGCACAUAAGAAGGGCCCUACUCUCUUAUAUGAUAACCUACCACCUAAGCUGCAUGAUCCCGGUAGUUUCACUAUUCCCUGCACGAUAAACGAGAAAUUUUUCGAUAGGGUUUUGUGCGAUUUAGGUGCUAGUGUUAACUUAAUGCCCUAUUCAUUAUAUGAGAGUUUAGGCUUGCAAGGACUUAGGCCUUCCCCUAUUUCUCUUCAAUUGGCUGAUAGGACCUCUAGACUCCUUGAGGGUGUGGUUGAAGAUGUAUUACUUAAGGUUGGUGAACUUGUUUUUCCUGUUGAUUUUGUUGUUAUGGACAUGAAAGAAGACCAUAAGAUCCCGAUUAUAUUUGGUCGUCCAUUCCUUGCCACAAGUUAA
This is a messenger RNA of Chenopodium quinoa (quinoa), 1236 nucleotides long. RefSeq lists its product as uncharacterized. The transcript is spliced from 2 exons. Bases 1 to 1236 code for a protein of 411 amino acids. NCBI's taxonomy places the organism in Eukaryota, Viridiplantae, Streptophyta, Magnoliopsida, Caryophyllales, Amaranthaceae. The record is from RefSeq and is a predicted model, not a curated record.